Messenger RNA from Fusarium verticillioides 7600, 5391 nucleotides. RefSeq lists its product as hypothetical. The record is from RefSeq and is a predicted model, not a curated record. Lineage: Eukaryota; Fungi; Ascomycota; Sordariomycetes; Hypocreales; Nectriaceae. The transcript has 2 exons. The coding region runs from base 1 to 2892 and encodes 963 amino acids.
AUGGCUGAACUUGCUGCACUCGGCGUCGCAGCCAGUGUACUUCAGGUUGUCGAUUACGGCACCCGCUUUCUCACUACGCUAUACCAAGUCAGACAAUCGAAAGGUGACUUUCUUAACAAUCUUCAAAGCUUACACAACUCGUCGAGCAAUCUCAGGGAUGCCCAGCAUGAGCUUCGUGCGAUUUCACUCCCCGGGACCAGCACAGAUGCAGCGAUAUCGUCUCUCGCCAAGAAGAGUGAAGCGAUUGCAAAAGAAAUCCUUGACUCGUUGAAGCGCAUCGAGGAAAAUAGCCACGGACGGAAGCGCGACGCGGUGAUCAAAACAUGGCUGAUCAUCUUGAAGGAGGACAAAUUGAAGGGCCUUGAAGGCAGACUGACAGAGGUCAAGGCAGACCUGACGUUCUACCUAUCCGUCAAUUUGAGAGCUACGGCACGAGAGACUCUGGAGAACCAGAUGCAGAUGUUGCAGGAGAUGCGUGACAUACGAGUAGACAUUAAAGCGAUCGGAGACGCUACGAGUGCAAACGAAGUUCUCAAGCAGGCUUCGGCUCAUGCAUUGAUCGCUCGUAUCCACAAUUCUGAGGCCAAGGUGCCACCAGAUUCAUCAAGCAUCCAACUAUCACCACAGAGGCGACAACAUUUGGAACACAUUUUUAUCUCGAGAGUCCGAUAUGAUACCAUACAAGAGAGAGAACUCACGAUAAAGGAAGCCCACAAGGGAACAUUUCGCUGGAUCUUCAAUGACAAUAAGGCUGGGGCUUCACCGAUUGGCUUCAAAGAGUGGCUUGCAUCCGACGGUAGCCUCUACUGGAUCACCGGAAAGCCAGGCUCAGGAAAGUCUACGCUGAUGAAGUACCUCCUUCAACCUAUUGACGAAUCGAGCAAUGAGAACAGAUGCAACGAAUACUUGCAACACUGGGCAGGAGACCAGAAGCUCACGAUUGCCACGUUCCAUUUCUGGGCCAUUGGAUCAGACAUACAGGCGAGUAAAGAAGGAUUGCUUCGGACCCUGCUUGUUCAGCUUUUUCGCGCGCAUCCAGAGGUCAUUCCACUUGUUGCUUCGUCGCGUUGGGAAUCUUUGUGCCUUUUUAAUGAAGACCCCAGGCGCUUGAGCCAAGAUGAAUUGGAGGACAUGUUUCGCCAUGCAGUGAAACAUAUCAGCUCCCGAGCAAAGCUUACACUAUUUAUCGAUGGCUUGGAUGAGUUUGACGGUGAUUGCAAUGCUCUUAUAUCCCUGGUACAGGAGUGCAUCGCGUCCCCAAUCAAUAUUUGCAUCUCGAGCCGUCCUUGGACAGAGUUUGAGAAUGCUUUCGGAGACUAUCCCAGGCUAAAGAUGGAAGACCUGACACAUGACGACAUCACAAAAUAUGUCGUUUCUAAAUUUGAGGUAAAUUCUCAAUUUACAAGGUUCCAGAAGCUACAUCCUCAAUUUGCUGGUGCUUUGAGCCACUCGAUCGCCGACAAAGCGAGGGGUGUUUUUUUAUGGGUUACCAUUGUUGUCGCGUCGCUCUUGGCUGGGAUGAUGGCUGGCGACCGCGUUGAAGAUAUCGAGAAUCGACUCGAUCUGCUGCCAUCAGAAAUGGAUGACCUCUAUGGAAGAAUCAUCGAAAGCAUUGAUCCUCUCUAUCGCGAACAUGCCGCUCAGCUCUUCAAGCUAGUCAAUGCAUGUAGGGAGCCUUCGCUACGUAUGUUAUGGUAUGCGGACGAGGUCAGGUUUUUGGACCGGACAAUUGACGAAGACCCGAAUGCUGUUCCAUUGGAAGACAUGAUUGGUCGACUAGAAGACAUGCGCCGCCGUAUUGUUAGUCGGUGCAGAGGCUUACUUGAAGUUCAUGAGAACACAAGACCUAUACCACUCUAUGACCAUAAUGGCGUGAAACAGCCCUGCGAUCCUACAAAACCCGAUGGAGGCGACGUUGUAUAUCUACACAGGACAUUUAAGGAGUUUCUAAGGAGCCUUGAUACGCAGCAAAAGCUCGAUAGCUAUCUUACCACACCUUACGAUUCUGGGCUAAGGAUCUCAGUGGCAUAUGUAUCCCUGGCCAGACUAUGGAUGAGAUCAAAGGCACAAACCAAAGAUGGGACUUAUCCUUUCCAGAUCUUUGUGAUUUUAAGCUUGGAUCAUGCGGGGGACGCUUUGCCAUCCUCACGGUCUGAUGUUGUUCGAUUACUGGAUCAUCUGCGGGAAAAUUGUGCCAGUCUCUGCCAGUUUAAGUAUAAGGACCACAGGUUCAGAGAUCCGAAGGGUGAAUGGCAGAGAAAAUUGACUGAGAUUGAAGUGAGCAAUUACUGCUCUGAUCCCAAUCAAGAGUUCCUCUGCCUGGCGACUGUGAUGUGUGCCGGGGAAUAUAUCAGAGCAAAGGCAGACCGCAAUGGUCUUGUCAUGAUUGCGAAGCGGAACCCAAGUCAGGAACAUUUAAAGCUGCGUGCACUUUGGUGGAGAAUACAGGGAAACCCCGAGCGACUCAAUGUCUCCCUUCUUUCGCUUGUGCGCCUGACAGACACAAGGAGUGCAUCAGUGAUUAAAUUGUUACUUGACCAAGGAGCAAAGCCAAACAAAAUGAUUAAGCAGAUUGGAUUCCGCAGAUCAGCAUGGGAAGAGCUACUUGCCGGUGCUAUUGCACAUAUUGAGAGAAACUUAAAGGAAGUAGAUAGCCAGGUGACAGAAUGCGUGCAUCUUAUGCUGGAACGAGGAGCAAAGGUGACUGUCGGGACCGUGGAAACAGCAAUUAAAAUAUCAAAGGAGUGUUCGGUGCCGCGAUAUUUGAUAUGGCUCACCAUCAACCGCCACCAGAGACAAGCUAAGGUCCGCAGGAAUGCGUCACUGGACAUUGUGUAUGCGCAACUUAAGGUGAUGAAGAAGGAUCGGGAGGCCCCCUUCAGGAUUAGAUAGCCGAAGAAAGUCUCGAUUGAAGGUAAUUGGAGGCACUGGAGACUACAGCGAACAAACAACAAAAAACUGGAUUACGAUGCUAUGAACUUGCACGACAUUACGCAAAGGGUAUACUCCAUCCAUUAUCCGUCCGACCCAUCCAAUCCGAACCAAUUCUAUACCAGUAACACAAACCGACCAUCCAUACCAUCCCAUCCCAUCCCAUCCAUGACCCUGAGAAGCACGCUCACAGCUAGACAUACUAAGACAGCUCAUCUUCCUCAUGCUCCCACUUCUUCGCCCCCAACUUUCGCAUCUUCUUUGGACUGCUGUUCCCAUUGACAGGUACCGGGCGUGCCUUUUCACCACUGACACGCAUGCGCUCCAGCUUGCGUCCCAGAUUGGUCAUGCUAUCGCCGCGAGAUGACUUAGACGAAGGCGCAAAGUCCUCACGCUCCUCGAGGGGCUUGCGCUUAGUGGGGCUGCGGGAAGCGAGCUCACGCUUGAGAAUACUGUUUUCACGACGGAGACGAUCCACUUCCUCUUCGAGAUCUUCGAGAAGAACGUUUUCUUUGUCACAAUCUUCGUCAGAGGCGAGACCGCGCUCGAGAACUUCGACUUUACGGUCCCAGUGCUCUUCGGUACGUUCUUGCUCUAUAGCCAUAGAAUUCUUCCAGCGGGCCAUCUCUAGCGCAAGACGCUGCUCAAACUCCAUGGCGCACUCUUCGCGAAUGGCUGCUUCGAGAUCAAGCAUGCGAUCCUCCAUUGUGAGAAGGUGGGCUUCAGCUGCGACGCGCGCUUCACUUUGACGAUCGACCUCUUCGCGCAAUUGAUCCGCUUCCUCACUAAGACGCGCGAUCUCAAGCGCUGCAAUCUCCAUUGUCGCACGCUCAUCUGAGCUCAUUGGUGGAGAGAAGUUUCUAUACGAUCCUCCACCUGCGGGCAUAAAUGGUCGUGGGUGAGGAUGUGUUGGGCUGACGGAGCGGUUUUGAGCCAUUUGUGGUGGUUGGGCGAGAAUGGUUGUUGUAAUUGAGGGGACGCGAGGGACUGUAACUUCACGAGCAAGGGCGCUGUAUCGAAGGAUUUGAGAUGUGGCGUUGAAGUCGCCGCGAGGGUCGGCGGUGACGAUCAUGACACCUCUUUGGGGGUUGCGGCGAGGAGCUUGGGAGUGAGAGGUUGAAGAGGAGGGGAACGAGUUUGAGAAGAGGAGCUCAGUGAGUUUGCAUUGUCUGAAGGGAACGAUGUUGGGCUACUGCAUGUUAGUUGCUGUCUGUCGAACAUCGCUUCGAUGACUUGCCUUGCUUGAGCUAGCAGCCUCACUCUGUGUCUGCAGACAUUGACCUAGGUACAUCAAACUCUCGUUGAUCUUACCAGCCUCUGCAAGAGUGGCACCCGCCGUCUUAGCUUCGCGCGCACGCUCACUGCCCGCCAGAUCAACAAUGGUGAAUUUGUUGCCCUCCCAGGGGCCAGGUCUUCUGCUGCGGGUUCGCUUCUUGACUUCAAAGACAAAGAAUCCAUGGCUUCGGCUUGAAACACUGUUGCUUCCGGUACCAGUAACUCGUCGCUCCUGCAGACCAGUCUCGAUGACCGUCAAUGCUUCGUUGUAGCUAGAGCAAAUGACCUUUCGAAGACCAGCGACAACCUUUCGGUCUGGUGAUAGCUCUGUUGACUUGAAGAGUAAAGGACGUCGUCGCACUUCUUUUGUGGCGCCGGAUUUGACAGCGGGAGUAAGGAGGUCGUAGAUUCGGUCGUUGUGUACUUCGUACAUCGAUAUGAUAACGACAUAUUCGGCUGAGGGAUCGCAGGAGAUGUCGAUGUUGCUCACGUCGGGGAGCUGAGGAAGAGCCGAGGGCCGCACGGUAAUUCGUCGAGGUGGUGGGGACAUAACACCGUCGGGCUUAACAUCAUCUUUAGUAACAUUCUUUACACGAGUUGAAGUAGUAAGAGACAUGAAAUGUCGAAGACCCCGCUUGGGCGUCUUGGGACAGUUCAGCGCGCUAGGAGACCCAAGCAGACUUUCGAGAGGUCUUCUACCACGCUCAGAAGAACGAUCCUAUCGUUCUUUGAGACGUCGAGUUUCCUCUGCCUCGCUAACAAGCCGUACACUUUUCGGACUUGAUGCGCAGUCUGCCGGGAACGCGCCUGGGAGGUUGGCGACUAGCUUGGAGGCGGGAAUGUUGGCAUAGGAAGGCUUUGGGGUCUGUCGUACAAGCAUUGGUGUACCAGCGCGUGAGGGCGCUCGCGAAGCAACUGAGUCGCGAAACGGAGGGUCGAAGAAGUGGGACGCGGUUGUCAGGGAGGACUCGGUACCGUCGAUGGCUUGAAGGGAGUCUUGAGCUGUGAAAGCGGCGUUGGGAUCGAGGAUGUUUUCGCCGAUUGAGCGGAAGAGGACGUCCAUCGUGAGUUGGGUCAGGCCGCGUUGUGUUUUGCUUCCGAGGAUCGUAUGUGUCUUUGUCUAUUAGCCUUGCUGUUUCAUUGUUGACAUGGUACUCACCUUGCCGGAACCUGUCACUCCCAGAG